AUGAACAACCUCAACUUCAAGCUGAAUUCCGGGUUUUCAAUCCCUGCCUUGGGCUUAGGCACUUGGCAGAGUCCCGCAGGGCAGGUACGGGCAGCGGUGUCUCAUGCGAUCAAGUGCGGAUACAGACAUAUCGAUUGUGCCUAUGUUUAUGGCAACGAGCAAGAGGUGGGAGAGGGAAUCAAAGAUGGCAUGGCCGCAGCAGGAAUAGCACGAAGCGAACUAUUUGUGACGACUAAACUCUGGUGCACAUAUCACACUCGGGCGGAACAGAACUUAGACCUCAGCCUGAAGCUCCUCGACCUCGAGUAUGUCGAUCUUUAUCUGAUGCAUUGGCCUGUCGCGAUGAAUCCAAACGGGAAUCACGAAAAAUUCCCGCGAUUAGCAGAUGGCUCGCGGGACAUAAUGACGGAGAGAUCGCAUAUCAACACCUACAAGGACAUGGAAAAUCUCUUGAGCACCGGAAAGGUCAAGUCUAUUGGGGUUUGCAACUAUUCCAAACGAUUUCUGAAGGAACUGUUACCCUAUGUCGAAGUCGUCCCUGCCGUCAACCAAAUCGAGAAUCACCCACUUCUUCCCCAGGAAGAGAUUAUUGAAUUUUGCCGAUUGAAGGGUAUUCAUAUCACGGCCUAUAGCCCGUUAGGCAGCAGCGGAAGCCCCUUGAUGAAAGACUCACGUAUACUCAAACUUGCCGAGGAAAAACAAACAAAUGUCGGAACGAUCCUACUUAGCUACCAUAUUGCGAGAGGCAGCUCAGUCUUGGCCAAGUCCGUCACGCCUUCUCGCAUUGAAGAGAAUAUGCACAUCAUCACCUUGUCAGAUGCCGAUCUCACAGUUCUGGCAGAGGUAGCACGAGGGGGGGUGCAGAGGUUUGUCUACCCAGAGUUUGGAGUGGACUUCGGAUUCCCAGACAAAAGGCCUGCAGCUCUCUAA
This is a messenger RNA of Capronia epimyces CBS 606.96, 930 nucleotides long. Its product is annotated as alcohol dehydrogenase. Gene Ontology annotation, cellular component: cytosol. Bases 1 to 930 code for a protein of 309 amino acids. The record is from RefSeq and is a predicted model, not a curated record. Lineage: Eukaryota; Fungi; Ascomycota; Eurotiomycetes; Chaetothyriales; Herpotrichiellaceae. The transcript has 2 exons. Gene Ontology annotation, molecular function: aldose reductase (NADPH) activity.